Molecule: messenger RNA, 1128 nt
Organism: Cylas formicarius (sweet potato weevil)
Lineage: Eukaryota; Metazoa; Arthropoda; Insecta; Coleoptera; Brentidae
Product: collagenase-like
Exons: 5
Coding region: 16-879 (287 amino acids)
Biological process (GO): proteolysis
Molecular function (GO): serine-type endopeptidase activity
Source: RefSeq, a predicted model, not a curated record
UUACAGAAGAACGAAAUGUGCAAGUCCGUUUUGAUUCUUGUGGCAACGAGUUUCCUAUGGAUUUUACAGGCGAAAUCGACGGAUCUUGAUAAGCACGAGAAUUGGAAACAUUUACCCACUGAGGAUUGCGGAAAGGCGCCUCCAACGGAUAGAAUCAUCGGUGGUAAAGAGGCAAAGCUGGGUCAAUUUCCAUGGAUGGUUUUCAUAGAAUUUGACGGAGCGUUUUGCGGUGGGGCCUUACUCAACAAAUAUUAUGCGUUGACUGCUGCUCACUGCAUUGGUGCUAGUGUUGACAGCAUAACGGCGACCUUAGGAAUUAUUUUCAAUAAACCUCCAUAUUGUGAGGGUGAUGGUUGUGUCUCCACGGCACAAGUCAUGAACAUCAGUGAAGCUCACAAAUCUGACGAUAUUGACUUAGGUCUGCUUCAAUUUUCGCAACCAGCUGAAUAUAACGAACACGUUCAACCGAUCUGCUUGCCUCGUGGAGAUAUCGUCAACCAUCCGGAAAACUACUUAACGACGGCCAAAGAUUUUCUAACUGUGUCCGGAUGGGGUGUCGUAAAUCAUAGAAAAAGAAUUGACUCACCAUAUCUUAUGUAUGCGAAAUUUGCUCUUGUUGACAUUGAUGGUUGUUCAGAUUGCUGCGGCCCAGAUACAAAAACAGUAUGCGUUGGAGAGAACGGAACAUACGUUUGCUUCGGAGAUUCCGGAUCGCCAGCGGUGCAACUGCAGAAGUUAGACGAUGGUCCUGAAAAGUACUUUAUUUUGGGGACCCACUCUGCUAUAACCGGGAAUGGGACGUGCGAAGAAUCGGUCGGCAUCUUCAUAAAUGUAGUUCACACGUUGAAGUGGAUAUUGGAUAAUGUCAAUAAAUCGUAAUACAAAAAAGAAUUUAAUAAAAACACACAAUAAUAUAUGUUCUCUUCUUCCAAAAGAGAUAAUAUACAUAAACGAAAUAGACAUUAAAACCCCAAAAAAAGAGCUCCUAAUUUGCUAGCUUUGUUUAGCAUUUUCAUAUUCCGUAUUGGAAUAUGAGGAUUCUAAAUUUACUAUGUACAGUUUUUAUAUGAGAAUUUGCUGAAGUCGAUGCAAUCCGGUGUUUUUUAAAUUUUACAUUUACAUAGUAAA